GCCGGUAUACGAAUGAACAAGAAUUUUUAUUCUCUUGUCGUUGAUGCGGGGGGCUUUGAGAAUCUUCAGUUUCAAGAGAAAGAUUGUCGGAAUUUCAUUGACAAGGCUCGACAUUUAAGGUUGGGUAAAGGUGGUGGCGAAGCACUUAAUCAGUAUUUCCAAAGAAUGAGAGAUCGGAAUGAUGGAUUCGUUUCUAACAUGGACUUGGAUGAUGAGGGAAGGUUACGGAAUGUAUUUUGGGCUGAUGCUCGGAGUCGAGCGGCGUAUGAGUAUUUCGGAGACGUAGUAACAUUUGAUACAACGUACCUAACAAAUAGGUACGGGAUGCCUUUUGCGCCAUUCGUUGGUGUUAAUCAUCAUGGUCAGUCCAUAUUAUUCGGAGCGGGAUUGCUUUCAAACGAGGACACUGAAACUUUUGUGUGGUUGUUCCGAAUGUGGUUGGAUUGUAUGAAUGGUCGGGCGCCCAAAGCCAUGAUAACCGACCAAGAUCGGGCAAUGAAGAGUGCGAUUGCCAUUGUAUUCCCUGAAACUCAUCACAUAUAUUGUUUAUGGCAUAUAAUGCGCAAACUUCCAGAGAAGUUAGGAUCUCAUGCGCAAUUCAAUGCGGGGUUGAAGACUGACCUUCAGACUGCAUUAUAUGACUCACAUACCAGCGGUGAAUUUGAUGAGAGCUGGGGUCAAGUAAUUGCGAAGUAUGAUCUCCACGGCAAUAAAUGGCUUCAAUCCUUAUAUGAGGAAAGGUCUUUUUGGGUUCCAGCCUACUUGAAAAGUGUAUUCUGGGCUGGAAUGAGCACAACACAAAGGUCGGAAAGCAUGAAUGCAUUUUUCGACGGGUAUGUCCAUUCCAGUACCACGUUGAAGGAAUUCGUCGACCAAUUUGAUAAUGCUCUUAGAAAGAAGGUGGAGUUAGAGACAAUGGCUGAUUUCAAUUCUAACAACCAAACUAUUCCCUGCUUGUCCCAUUUUAAUAUUGAGAAGCAGUUCCAAAGGUUAUAUACAAAUGCAAAGUUCAAAGAGGUACAAAGAGAGUUGCUGGGCCUAAUGUGUUGUAAUUGUUCCUUGGUAAGCACAGAAGGGUGCAUUUUAAAAUACCAAGUGUCGGAUGAAAUAUCUACUGAUGACCACAUCAAAACACUCCAUUUCUUUGUUUACUUUAACGAAGAGGAGGUGGAGGUCAAAUGCACGUGUGCACUGUUUCAGAUGAGGGGGAUUUUAUGUAGGCAUGCACUUAGAGUUUGCCAGUUCAAAAAGAUUAAUGUGCUGCCAGAUGUAUAUGUGUUGGAUCGUUGGAGAAAGGACUUAAAGAGGACAUACACAUUAGUCAGAAGUAGUUACGAUGACCAGCGGGAUAGAGCAGACGCACGGAAUUAUGAGCGCGUGCUUAAAAGAUGUUCGAAAUUAGCGACGAAGAUAUCCUCUGAUAAUGAGAAAAUCAGUGCGUUCUUGCGUGUUGUUGAUGAGUUUGAGACAAAAUGUGAAGGUUCAACACUAGAGUCGGCAUAUGAACAAACGAAGGCCAAAGCAAAUGUCGUCUUGGAUAAGGGUAAGAAGAUACUAAGCCCCAACGUGACUCGAGGGAAAGGGAGACCCCCAAGUAAGAGGAAGGUUCCACCAGUGGAAAAGUUGGCACCAAAGAGAAAGAAACCGACUUCCAGGAAAAUUUUGGUAGAUGAAACACAAUGGGGUGAGACACCGGGAUCUGAACAACACCAAUUUGAUUAUGGGGUUGAUGUUGGAACACAAAACAGCAUUCUUACACAAUCAACGCCAGAGAUGUGUCACCAUCUCGAUCCACACUUAUAAUCCCAUGGUGAUGAGAAGCCACAUUUUUUUGAAGCUCUUGGAGAGGAUCUACCACCGUGACUGAAUUGCUGUUUUUGUGUCUUUUAGAGGGUUGGGUGGUAGUUUGUGUAUAUGCAAGUGUGUCUUUUUUGUUCCAAAUGGAGAGGGUUGGGUGUAGUUUGUGUGGUUGUUUUCGGUGUAAUUUUUGUAUCUCUCCAAGAGGGGAAGGUAGUAGUUAGUUGUAUCCAUGGGUGUAUGAUAAAUGGUACGGUUUUUUGUGGAGAUGCAACGGGCAAUUUUUGGUACCUCUUGGAGAUCAAAGGUGUUUUGGUACCAUGAGCCA
Juglans regia (Persian walnut) is the source of this 2125-nucleotide messenger RNA. RefSeq names its product protein FAR-RED IMPAIRED RESPONSE 1-like. The transcript has 4 exons. Gene Ontology annotation, biological process: regulation of DNA-templated transcription. The record is from RefSeq and is a predicted model, not a curated record. NCBI's taxonomy places the organism in Eukaryota, Viridiplantae, Streptophyta, Magnoliopsida, Fagales, Juglandaceae. Bases 13 to 1803 code for a protein of 596 amino acids. Gene Ontology annotation, molecular function: zinc ion binding.